GGGGAUCCCCCCCAACCCAGGCUCUGUCCCCCGCUCUGCCCCCCCAGUCCCUUCCCGGGGAUCCCGCAGCCCAGGCUCUGCCCCUCCAGCCCAGGCUCUGGCCCCCUGGCCUUUCCUGGUGGCUCCUAUCUCAGGUCCCUGUCCCCCCAGCCCUGCCUUCACACAGAGAGGCAGAGUUACCCUGAGCAGCUCUCCCCCCUCCCCCUCCCCAUCCUCACAUCCCCAUUCCUAUGGCUGUGGCCUGCUGAGUUGGGGAUUGGGAUACAGGGGCCACGUGUCCCCUCCCUCUCCAGGCUGGCGAACCCGACGGAGGCCAUGCCCAGGGACCUUCAGCAGACUCCCGCAGAGGAAGGGAGGAGCAUCACUGACUCUCUCAUCGCCCAGAGAAACCUGUCCUGCCCAGCAGAAAAAGAGACCCCAGAGAGCAUAUCCAAGGCCUUGGCAUCUCUGCUCACCAUCCGCUUGGACAGGGAGAACAUUUGCGCUAUCAGCAACCUGCAGGGUUUGAGAGAGGUCCGCAGUCUCUACCUGCAAGAGAACCAAAUUGAGACCAUUGAGAAUCUCAGCUGCCUUCCCAACCUCCGGUUCCUCUCGCUGGCUGGGAACCGCGUCCAGGUAGUGGAGAACCUCCGGGACCUGCGGCAACUGCAGUUCCUGGACCUGUCGCAGAACCGGAUCGAGACACUGGACCCUGAUGAGCUGCCCUGGACCCUCCGCAUCCUGAACUUAUCGGGAAACAGGUGCACCCACCAGAAUGGCUACAGAGAGUUGGUGCUCGCGGCCUUGCCCCAUCUCAUGAAGUUGGACACCCAGCUUGUCCCCAGCUGGAGGGACCCUGACCCAGCGGAGGAGGAGGAGGGAGCUUCUGAUGACAGCGGCUCUGAGGAAGAUGAUGAUGUCCCUGAGCUGACUGGUCCUUUCUGUGCAGACAAAGAGUUCUUUGCGGGUCUCCGGCAGGAGCUGGCUGGCCGCUCACAGAGGAGGCGGCAGGAGGCGCUGAGCGAACACCAGGCCCGGCUGGAGGAGCUCACAGAGCGACAGAGACUGAUGCAGCCGCCAGGAGAUCUGGGCCCAGGAAGCCGGGAGGGCCCAGCGGAGGAGGGAGCUGCAGGAGGGAGAUCGCCAGCCCCUGGGCUGCUUGAGCCGCCCCCCAACCCCAAGUCCGGAUCUCGGCUGCUUUCUCUACCGAAGGCAGGAGGCUCUACGAGGUCUGGCUCCCCACGCACUGGCGGGCAGAGCAAGCGCGGGAGCGGGGCCCGCCUCAAGCCCCCGAAAGGGGAGGCUUCCCCCACAGUUAAAACUGCAGCCAGAGCAGCAAAGAAGUGACUGAAGCCCAGCCAGCCCCCGCUGCAAAGGCACAUGGGGGACUGACCGCGCCGGCCUGGACAAAACAGCACAGUGGCACUUGCGACUGAAA
Molecule: messenger RNA, 1417 nt
Organism: Mauremys mutica (yellowpond turtle)
Lineage: Eukaryota; Metazoa; Chordata; Testudines; Geoemydidae
Gene: LRRC46
Product: leucine rich repeat containing 46
Exons: 8
Coding region: 316-1326 (336 amino acids)
Molecular function (GO): protein binding
Source: RefSeq, a predicted model, not a curated record